Messenger RNA from Miscanthus lutarioriparius, 522 nucleotides. Lineage: Eukaryota; Viridiplantae; Streptophyta; Magnoliopsida; Poales; Poaceae. The record is from the annotation of a GenBank genome assembly.
AUGAAGCCGGAAGCUGUGGCGGCGUCCAAGUCCGGCAGCAGCAGCAGCAGCACGGUGGCCUUCUCAUGGGAGCAUGAGCCCGGGGUGUCCGAGCAGAGCCCCGCGGAGGACAGGACGAAGCCCACCGCGGGUCCUGGUGCGGCCCGCGCGGAGGCUGAAGUCAGCAGGAGGACGCCGGCGAGCGCUAAGAAGCAGGUGACGGCGCACCCGCACUGCCUGCGCGUGCCGCCACCUCCAGGAGGGCCGGGUGCGCCGGCCGCCUCGCCGCCGGGGAGGAGAAAGCCGAGGAGCAGCCGCCGCGUCAGGCCGUCUGAGGAUCCGUUCCUUGCAGCCUACCAGGCCUGCAUGGAGGACGCCGCCAACGACGGCGGGAGAGGCUACAGCGGGGCCCAGAAGCUGCUUGGCUGGGCCGGGCUUGGCCUCGGGACGCGUGGGCUCGGGCUCUCUUGCAAGAGCUCGUGUGGGGCCGUCGAGGAGUGCGUCGUCAGGCUUGCUAAGAUCCCUGGACUCGACGAGGAUUGA